AUGGUGUUCUCUCCCAUCAAAAUCCUCCAAGCCUUUCUGCCGCUCUUCGCGUUUCUCGGCGCUAACGCAGAGCGGCGCUAUACCAUCCGGAAUCGCUGCCCAGAGUCCAUCAAGCUCUACAUCAGCGGGAAAUCGCACGGAAUCGUUCCGUCUGGCCAUGUCGUCACAAAAGUGCUCGCGGAUAACUGGAGUGGACUCAUCUACACCAGCUCGAACGGCGGGAACCCAAAUGGAGUUGGGACUACCAGGGCUGGUUUCUUUGGGCUGACAGGUUAUUACUACGUUGUGAGGGACGAGGAGCAUUUCAAUACAGGCGUCACGAUCGCCCCGAAGAUCAUAACGAAGGACUUCUGCACCAGCCACCAGUGCGAUAGCGCCACCUGCUCUGCCUUCACCACCCCACCGACUCGGUUCCCGGUUCCGUCUUCCAAUCCUCCGACAUCACCUUUAUUUGCUUGUCCUGGAAUAUUGGUUGAUUAUACAGUGACAUUUUGUCCGAGCGGCGCCUUUCCUCCUCCCUCCAACGCCGUCAACAUCCACCCGAACAACAACACCAACAAAUGUCUAGAUGUUCGUGGCGCCCAUUUUAGGAGCGGGACACCAGUGCAAAUAUAUGACUGCAACGGAACGGCUGCGCAACGAUGGGUCGUGGAGCGCGGUGCUUCAACUCAGAUCCGCCUAGCAGGGACACCAUAUUGCUUAGACGCUAGCUCUGAUCCCAAGAACGCAGUUAAGACGAAGAUCUGGCGCUGUCACAAUAAAUUGCCCGCACAAACAUGGAUGUACAAUGAGGACAAUGAAAUCGUGCUCAAGCGCACUGUCAACAGCAAUUUUCUCUGCCUCGACUUGACCUAUGGUUCGACUGCCAACAGUAAUCCGAUACAGAUGUAUCUGUGCUAUUACAACAACCCCAACCAAAUCUGGACCACCAGCCCUCUGUAG
Molecule: messenger RNA, 942 nt
Organism: Cyclocybe aegerita
Lineage: Eukaryota; Fungi; Basidiomycota; Agaricomycetes; Agaricales; Hemipholiotaceae
Source: the annotation of a GenBank genome assembly